This is a messenger RNA of Protopolystoma xenopodis, 375 nucleotides long. The record is from the annotation of a GenBank genome assembly. NCBI's taxonomy places the organism in Eukaryota, Metazoa, Platyhelminthes, Monogenea, Polystomatidea, Polystomatidae.
AUGUGCCGAAAGCGGGUACCGAACCGAGAAUGGGGCUCCGUCUGUUCCCGCCGGAGCAGGCUUGCCGGCUCCAGCUUAGAGGCGGCUGGAACGGCCUGUUCGGCCGAUUCGGCCGAGUUGACCCAUUUCCACUUGACCGAACAGACUGGCCUCUUUGAGGCAGGACAACCUGCAGAAACGACCAGGACGCCGGGGCUGCGUCCUUUUUUGCCACGAGGAGAGAUGGGAAGUCGGGCCGAUGACAGGCCUCGCCGCCUGCCAAUCAUGUGGAAGGAGGCUUUUAACAAUUCCCCCUCGGCAGGGGAGCAUUUCAAGAAUGGGCAAAUCGUCUUCUUUGUCCAAUUGGACGAAAAGUUUUUGCCAUUUGGGCUGUAA